Molecule: messenger RNA, 2168 nt
Organism: Caenorhabditis elegans
Lineage: Eukaryota; Metazoa; Nematoda; Chromadorea; Rhabditida; Rhabditidae
Gene: oac-19
Product: Acyl_transf_3 domain-containing protein
Exons: 11
Coding region: 1-2097 (698 amino acids)
Molecular function (GO): acyltransferase activity, transferring groups other than amino-acyl groups
Source: RefSeq, marked reviewed
AUGGGUUCCUUGCCGAUAAAACUAUCCCCUAAAAGACUAGACCUACAAGGUAUCCGUGGUCUUGCUAUAAUUGCAGUUCUAGGCUUCCACUUCUACCCUGACACCUUCCCAAAUGGAUAUCUUGGAGUUGAUCAAUUCUUUGUUCUAUCUGGAUUUCUUAUGUGUAUGCUUUUGAAGAGAGCUAAAAAAGAGCCACCAUGUACUUUAAUAACAAUAUUCUAUACCAAAAGAUUCAGAAGAAUUCUACCACUUUACCUACUUGUCAUUUGUUGCUCCAUGAUUUGUCUCUAUGCAUUUUUCCCGGAAAUCGUAGUUGAAACAAAUCAAAAGUCUGCAUUGAGGGCUUUAUUUUUUGUGUCAAACACUCAAAAAACUGAAGCGCAAAACUAUUUUAUGAAACUAACAAAAGCAAUGGACAUCUUCACACAUACCUGGUCAUUGUCUGUUGAGGUUCAAUUCUACUUCCUAAUUCCCUUCAUUUUCCUGCUAGCAGCCAAACUUCCAUCGAAAUUUGAAAUUAAGUACUACGCAUUUAUAGGAAUUGUCUCAUUUUCAUUUUUCUUCUCAUCACCUCAAUCGGUAGCUUUCAAUAGCGUUUUUGCAAGGAUAUGGCAGUUUUCAAUAGGCAUAAUUGUGUACCUUCUUGAAUAUUCAAAACUGCAAAACAGAAAAGAGACUCAAGCAUUUGAGAGCUUGCUCAUUGAUGAAGACUGCAAAAAUAUGAAAAAGCAACCAUCUUCAAGCUAUCCUGGUUUUACAAGAGGCAUUGCCUAUUUGUUAAUGAGCAGUCUUGUGCUCAUAGUUUCACUUUCAAUUCCAUUGAAUGUUUCAAUUGCAAGACCAUUAUUGACUAUUGGGACUGGGUGUUUAAUGCUUAUAUCUGAAGGCAACGCAGUUCUAUCUAAUAGAGUGUUAACCUACAUUGGUGAUAUCUCAUAUUCACUUUAUCUAGUUCAUUGGCCUAUUUAUGCCUACUGGAAGCUUACUAAUGAAGACAAUAAGUCAUUGCUAGUUGUGGCAUUGCUCAAUUCAAUUCUUCUGGCGGUUUUUGUAUUUGAAAUAUUCGAAAAAUGGUACCUCAAACUAACUUCUUCAAAACUUGCAUUGCUCGUCAUUUUACUAUUCUCACUCAAUAUGGUUCUAGUCAAUCGUGAUGAAUUUGCAAAUCAAAUGGAAAUUAACCGAAAUGACACCAACACCCGACAAAACCGCACCUCAAAUGCAGUUACAAGGCAUUUGCUGAUACAUAAUGUCAGCGACGAUAUGACUAUUGAUGAUGCAAUUCGACUGAAUAAUGACUGGAACAUUCAUGAUAUUCAAAACUUGAACGUCCCGUACUGCAAAUAUGAAACACAAGGCCCGCUUGCAUGGUGCAGUCAUCAGGGUCUAAAUGCAACUUCAAAGUACAAGUUAAUGAUCAUUGGAAAUAGUUGGACAGCAAAUCACGGUACCUUGUUUCAUCAAGAAUGUGGUUAUAAAGCAAAUAGUAUUAUACAGGGGUCUUUUUCGGAGUGCGAAAUGAUUCAUACCACUUUCAAUCGAGAAGAAUGCAUAAAUUAUUACAAAAGUUUCCGAGAUCGCGUAAAAAAAGAGAAACCUGAUUACUUAUUCAUAGUUAUACGGUAUUUAACGGUUGGUGAUCCGAUGCCAAAGAAUGUCACAGAGUUUAAUGAUGACCCAAUCUAUCAAUCAAUGAAAUCUCAGCUUCUUGAAUUUCUGUCAGGUACAAAGCGCAUGAUUUACAUCCUGAAUGCCUUGCCAUCACACAAUAACCCAUUGACAAGAGAGAUUAUGCCAUGGCUUAAACAAGGGAUAACGCCUAUUGAAGUUGAGAAACGCUUAGGUCAUGUGGCAGGCAUGCCGUUCAAACAGGCAACCUAUGAAUUAGCCCGGAAAAGAUAUGCGGAGCUAGUGAAAGAGUGCAAUGGGCGAUGUGGUCUGGUGGAUUACAAGCUUGAAUUCUAUAACAAUGCUACUAAAACCUACAAAUUAUUUGAUGAGCGAGGAUUUGAAUACUUCACCUCAGGGAUACACAUCUCACCACAUGGAUUGGAAAAAGUUCGGCACAUUUGGACGGAUGUUUGUGCGAAAUUAUGAUGAUCCUGAAGUAUUAGAGUUUUCAGUAUUUAAACUUUGUAAUAGGUAGUAUUAAUAAAUGGUCUCAAAUA